Molecule: messenger RNA, 1680 nt
Organism: Diatraea saccharalis (sugarcane borer)
Lineage: Eukaryota; Metazoa; Arthropoda; Insecta; Lepidoptera; Crambidae
Source: the annotation of a GenBank genome assembly
AUGAACGCUAAAUGCUUCAAUACCCUACUAGGUGUAGAAGGUUUUACUCCUCAAGAUUGGUAUUUAGAUAGUGGUGCGUCGUGUCAUCUUACGUUUAAUAAGGAGUGGUUUAGAGACAUUAAUUCUUCUAAUAUGGAAAAUGCUACUAUUACUUGCGCUAACAGCCAAAAGCUCAGUGUAUCUGGUGUGGGGAAUAUAUUAACAAAGUUGAAUGGCGAUGAUGUAACAUUCACUGGUGUUAAAUUAGUCCCUGAUCUAUGUGCUAAUUUAUUAUCUGUUUCAAAAGUAGUCGAAAAAGGUAAUGUAGUUGUGUUUGGGUCGACUGGGUGUAAUAUUUAUAAUGACCAGGAUUGUUGUAUCUCAGGAACAUCUGUGGCAACUGCGAGCAAGGUAGCUGGGAUCUACAAGUUAGACAGCUGUGUGCCAAUUGUAGAUAGCGCCUUGGCAGUUCAGGUUGAGAAGACAGCAGUGAAGUUGUGGCAUCGUAGAUUAGGACAUGUUAACUUUCAGGACAUGAAACGUGUACCAGGUUUAAAGUUCGUCGGAGACAUGGAUAAGUUGGAGUCUUGUGAGUCGUGCAUUAAAGGAAAAAUGCAUAGGAUUCCUUUCGACAAGGAUCACGAGGCGGUGCGAGCUACUGAGAAGUUGGGACUUGUGCACAUGGAUCUCUGCGGUCCUAUGGAAAACAAAUCAUAUGGGGGUCAUUCGUACUUUUUAAUUGUCGUUGAUGAUUGCACAAGAAAAAUGUUUAUUUAUUUUUUGAAGUCAAAGACUGAUGUUCUUGACAGGUUCAAAAUGUUUGUGAAUGAGGGAGAGACCUACUCAGGUAAGAAAAUUAAAAUUGUUAGGACAGACAAUGGUAAAGAGUUUGUCAAUGCAGAGUUUAAUGCUUAUCUAAAAAGCAAAGGAAUAAAACACCAGUUGAGCGUGCCGUAUACACCACAACAGAACGGGGUGGCAGAAAGGGCUAAUCGUACAGUAGUGGAAAUGGCAAGAAGUAUGUUAGCGGAUUCAGGUCUGAAUACAAAGUAUUGGGCAGAAGCUUGUCAUACUGCUGUGUAUACGAAAAAUCACCUUCCACACAGUGCUAACGGUGGAGCUAUUCCAGAGAAACUUUGGUCUGGUAAUGACGUAGAUGUGAACAAAUUUAAAGUGUUUGGUUCACGGGCGUUUGUACAUAUUCCAAAAGAACUUCGAAAGAAAUGGGACUACAAAGGAAAAGAAUACAUUUUCGUAGGAUACUGUGACGAAACAAAAGGCUAUCGUUUUUCUGAUCCAAAUAUUCCGAGUCGUGUUAUCAAAUCGAGGGAUGUAGUAUUUUUGGAGGAAACGAAGGAAAUCGAAGCGAAGAACGAGGCAAUAUCAGAGAAAAGUAAAGUAUUGAAAAAUUCUACAGUCAAUGUUCUAAAGCCUAAAAGACAGAAAGAAGAAAACAUAGUAGUAUGGGAAUUCUGUGAGCCUAAAGUGACUAGAAGAGCAGAUCUAGAAGAAGUAGAAACUUUCGAAGAUACAGUGGAAAUACAGGAUAGCUUGACGGAAACUGAAGUAGUGCAACCAGAACCAGAUAGUUCAGGUCAAGAGAACAACUUAGAUGUUACAGCAGACAACAUAGCUGAUGCUUUGACUAAAUCGCUACCGAAGGCUAAGUUAGGGAACUUUAUUGACAGUUUACUUGGCUAG